Paramecium tetraurelia is the source of this 378-nucleotide messenger RNA. RefSeq lists its product as uncharacterized. Lineage: Eukaryota; Ciliophora; Oligohymenophorea; Peniculida; Parameciidae. The transcript has a single exon. The record is from RefSeq and is a predicted model, not a curated record.
AUGAAAUUUAAACAUAGUAUAAAUCUUCGAUCACUUUGGGAUAGAAUUAAGGGUACUAUUAUAAUAGAUUUUCAAGGGGAACCUAAGGAAAAACUAUUUGAUGCAGUUUAGAAGAGGCUGCUUUCACUAGACCGCAAUUAAUCAAAAAGGCUUAAUUUAAAGAUAAAAUUAUAGAUUAAUCUUUUCAGAGCCUUUCUACACUAAUUCAAACUGAGCAAUAUUUAGAAGAACUCGAAUUCUAUUAUGUUAAGAUAUUUGAAAAGCAUAGUUCCAUUUAUAUUAAAGCGAUCAAUCAAAAUUCAUAUGUAUAGUUACCAUUAACUUUGUUUAAAAUAGCAGAAAAUGAGAUUUCUAAAUAAAGAUUACGAAUCCUAAUGA